AGACGAGAGGGAGGAGGAGGUCGACGAGGAGCGAGCGGGGCGAGUCGCGAGUGGGAGCAAAAGAGGAGGUGGUGGUGACGAGGUGGAGGGCGAGUGAGCGAGAAGUGGGGCGAGCCGUGGUUAACAGGCGAGCAUAGGAGAGACGAGGAGGAGGAGGUGGUGAGGGAGAAGUGUGACGAGGAAGAGUGGGAGACGAGGUGGGGUAGCGGUCGAGAAGGUUUGACAGGGGAGGAGGCAACGCAGACGGGGGUUUACGAGUGGGUGACGGAGGGAGGAUAGAGGUGACGAAGAGGAGGAGGUGGGAGAUGAUGAGGUGGUAAGGGGGGAGGUGGUGGUGACGUGACGAGGUGACAGGAGGAGCUGACGAGGUGGAGGAAGAGGAGGCCGCGCCUUCUCGUCUCCGUGGCUCCAUGGCGGCAGACGACGGCAGCGUCCGGGUCAGCCUGAGGAUUCGUCCCCAGCUGGCCAAGGAGAAGAUCGAGGGAUGCCACAUCUGCACGUACUUGACCCCCGGCGAGCCCCAGGUGGUGCUGGGCAAGGACAAGGCCUUCACGUUCGACUACGUCCUGGACAUGAGCUCGACGCAGCAGGAGAUGUACGCGUGCUGCGUGCAGCAGCUCAUCGAGGGCUGCUUAGAGGGCUACAACGCCACCGUGUUCGCCUAUGGCCAGACGGGCUCGGGCAAGACGUACACGAUGGGCACGGGGUUCGACGUGGCAGUGCAGGAGGAGGAGCACGGCAUCAUCCCCCGCGCCGUAGCCCACCUCUACGCCGGCAUCGAGCAGCGCCGCCAGGAGGCCCUGCAAAAUAACCUUCCACCGCCCGACUUCAAGAUCAGCGCCCAGUUCCUCGAGCUGUACAACGAGGAGGUGCUGGACCUGUUUGACGGGACGCGAGACGUCGAAUCCCGCAACCGCAAGUCCAACAUCAAGAUCCACGAGGACGCGGCCGGCAGCAUCUACACGGUCGGCGUGACCACGCGUGCCGUCGCCACGGAGGAAGAGAUGAUCCAGUGCCUGAAGUUAGGCGCCCUGUCGCGCACAACCGCCAGCACGCAGAUGAAUGUGCAGAGCUCCCGCUCGCACGCCAUCUUCACCGUGCACAUCUGCCAACAGCGUGUGUGCCGCUCCAAACCACAGGACGCGGAGGAGGACAGCAACAGCGUGGAGGCCUCCUCCUCUGCCCCCAUGAAUGAGCUCGAGGUGCUCACCGCAAAGUUCCACUUUGUGGACCUGGCGGGCUCCGAGCGCCUCAAGCGCACGGGCGCGACGGGGGACCGCGCCAAAGAGGGCAUCUCCAUCAACUGCGGCCUGCUGGCGCUGGGAAACGUGAUCAGCGCGCUGGGCGACCAAAGCAAGAAGGCGACGCACGUUCCAUACCGCGACUCGAAGCUUACGCGGCUGCUACAGGACUCUCUCGGGGGAAACAGCCGAACGCUUAUGAUCGCGUGCGUGAGCCCAUCCGACCGGGACUUCAUGGAGACGCUGAACACCCUGAAGUACGCGAACCGCGCGCGCAACAUCAAGAACCGCGUGAUGGUGAACCAGGACAAGACGAGCCAGCAGAUCGGUGCGCUGCGCGCCGAAAUUGCACGAAUCCAGAUGGAGCUCAUGGAGUACAAAACGGGCAAGCGCCUGGUCGGGGAGGACGGCGUGGAGAGCCUCAACGACAUGGUGCAGGAGAACGCCAUGCUGCAGGCGGAGAACGGGAACCUGCGCAUGCGCAUCAAGGCCAUGCAGGAGACGAUCGACGCCCUCAACGCGCGCAUUGCCCACGUGCUCACGCAGCACGCCAGCCACGCGCUGGCCGGUGCAGGUGACGGCAGCGAGGAAAUUGGGUCCAUGAUCCAGAGCUACAUCAAGGAGAUAGAGGACCUCAGGGCUAAGCUCCUGGAGAGCGAGGCGAUGAAUGGCUCGCUGCGCCGGGAGCUGACCCGCGUGUCCACCUCGCGCUCGCCCAUGUUCGGCGGAGCCGCGUCGCCCGCUGCCUCCCUGGGGGCCCCCUCGGGGGCCGUGGCGGGGCCCUACGGAGUGACGCCCGACCGGGAGAUGCAGGAGGUCCUAGAGGUGGCUCGCAAAGACCUGGAGAAGCUCAAGAAGAAGGAGAAGAAGCAGAGGAAGAUCAGGCUAAAGAAGGAAGGAAGACACGGCCGUCUGUCGGCGCGGAGCCUGGAGAAGCGAGGCGAUGCGGGCGAAACGGAGAAACGGGAAGGCGAGCACGACGAGAGGACUCGCGACAACCGCGAGGCGGAGGAGGAAGCGGAGGAGAGCGACCGUGAGAACGGGGAGAAGGAGGAGGCGGAGGAGGAAGAGGAGGAGGACCUAGACUCUAGCGACAGCUCCGAUGAGUCUGACUCAGAGCUGGAAGAGAAAGCCAACUACCAGGCGGACCUGGCGGACAUCACGUGCGAGAUUGCCAUCAAGCAGAAGCUGAUCGACGAGCUGGAGAACAGCCAGCGCCGGCUGCACACGCUCAAGCAGCAGUACGAGGAGAAGCUCUCGACGCUACAGAACAAGAUCCGCAACACGCAGCUCGAGCGCGACCGCGUGCUGCACAACCUGGGCUCCAUGGAGAGCCACACGGAGGACAAGGCCAACAAAGUGCGCGUGGAGUAUGAGAAGCGGCUGCAGGCCAUGAACAAGGAGCUGCAGAAGCUACAUGCAGCGCAGAAAGAGCACGCGCGCAUGCUCAAGAACCAGUCCCAGUACGAGCGCCAGCUCAAGAAGCUGCAGCAGGAGGUGGCCGAGAUGAAGAAGACAAAGGUACGGCUGAUGAAGCAGAUGCGAGAGGAGCAGGAGAAGACCCGCGCGGUGGAGAUGAGGCGCAACAGGGAGAUCGCGCAGCUCAAGAAGGACCAGCGCAAGCAGGAGUAUCACAUCAAAUCUCUGGAGGCCCAGAAGCGACAGCAGGACCUCAUCCUGCGGAGGAAAACCGAGGAGGUGACGGCGUUACGGCGGAUCGCCAAGCCGGUGUCCGGCAAGGUGAGCCGGCGUCUUCACGUGCUGGGCGACUCCGGGGUGGACGUCUCGGCCACCACGGGCUCCUCCGACCAGGACGCCGCCGCCGCCGCCGCCGCCGCCACCGCGCCGUCGCGGGGCCGUGUGCUCAGCGCGCGGCAGCAAACGGCCAUCGCCAGCGCAGCCUCCGCCACGGCGAGCAGGAAGAAGCACUUGCGCAAGGGCGUGAGCAGUUACUCGUCACGCUCAGCGCGCGUCAAGUGGCAGGCUCUGGAGCGGCGCAUCACCGACGUCGUCAUGCGCAAGAUGACCAUCACCAACAUGGAGGCCGACAUGAACCGGCUGCUCAAGCAACGCGAGGAGCUGACGCGGCAGUGGGACCGGCUGAGCCGGCGACGCGAUCGGCUGCUCGAGGCCGGCCCCGAGGACGCGCAGAUGCUGGCGACGUUGGGCGAGGACCUGGAGAACCUGACGGCGAACAUCGACUACAUCAACGAGAGCAUCUCGGACUGCCAGGCCAACAUCAUGCAGAUGGAGGAGGCCAAGGAGGACGAGAGCGAGAACACGAACACGGUCGCCAUCAUCAGCUCGUGCUCGCUCACAGAGGCGCGGUACCUGCUGGAGCACUUCCUCUCCAUCACCAUCAGCAAGGGCUUGCUGGCGGCGCAGAACGAGUCUCAGGUGAAGGUGCUGGAAGGGAAGCUGAAGCAGACUGAGAUCAACAGCUUCACGCAGAGCCAGCUGCUCUUUCACAUGCUCAAGGAGAAGGCCGAGGUGAACCCCGAGCUGGAGGCGCUCCUGGGGAACGCGCUGCAAGGCUCCUGGAGCGCCAGCUUGCAGCGUGCAGUGCCGUGCGGUCCGAUUGAUGCGGAGGACAGCAGCGAGGACGAGUUGGUGCAUCCCACCGCGGGCAUGGCUGUACUGCAGGGCUUGGAGACGUCCAAAGGCAGCGCUCCGGGCGAGGGCAAACCCAGAGACAAGGCUCGGCGGCGGGCGGCCACGCAGAAGGACAUGCUGUACGCGGGCAGCGAGUGCCCGGCGCCGUCGCCCGCCCCGGACGCGGCGGUAGCGCCGGGAGGGACGGGCGUGGCGGCGGCGCGGACCGGCAGCGGCGGCGCCCUCGCGCUGCUUCUGCCCGUGGCGGAGCUGCAGGAGAACGGGGGCGAGCGGGAGCCGCGUGGCCCGCACGUGGCUAGCCCCUCCAACAACGUCAGCACCGCGUGGGAGCCCUCGUGCCAGUCCCCGCGACAGGGGAACGGCCACAGCAGAACGCCGUCGACCGGCUCGGAGAGGAGGAGCACCGAGCCGUCGCCGCUCCUCGGCAGGCGCAAGACGCUUGACAAGAACGCCGACCGAGCCAAGCGCGACCAGAAACAGUCUGACUCGGGAACGUCGGAGGCGAGCAUCACUCCGCCGCCGUCACCCCCGCCUCGUGCGCGCACCGACAAGAACGUCUUUUCACGGCUGACGAGCGCCCAGGCGCCGUCCUCGCCCGCGCACGACAAGUCAGAUGACAGUGACUCUUCCUACCCAGAGUUCCGCAGGGGCGUCAUCAACCCGUACAGCGGCGCCGGGCGUGGGAACCGCUCGCAAGCGCUGCAGUGCCUGCACGUGGCCGAGGGGCACACCAAGGCCGUGCUGUGCCUAGACGCUACCGACGACCUCCUCUUCACCGGCGCCAAGGACCGCACGUGCAAGGUGUGGAACCUGGUGACGGGUCAGGAGAUCAUGUCGCUGGGCGGCCACCCCAACAACGUGGUGUCCGUCAAGUACUGCGGCGACUCGGGCCUCGUGUUCACCGUCUCCAUGUCGUACAUCAAGGUGUGGGACAUCCGCGACUCGGCCAAGUGCGUCCGCACGCUCACGUCAUCGGGACAGGUCACCAUGGGAGACCAGUGCGCCAGUGUGUCGAAUCGCACGGUCACCUUCCCGGCCGGCGAGAGUCAGAUCAACCAGAUCAUGCUCAGCCACAAUGGCGCCUUCCUCUACGCCGCCGCGAGCAACUUUGUGCGCAUGUGGGACCUCAACCGGUUCCAGUCGACGGGGAAGCUGAGCGGGCACACAGGCCCCGUCAUGACCCUCACCGUGGACUAUAACGCCGACAGCACGAGCAAAGUGAUCACCGGCUCCAAGGACCACUACAUCCGGGUCUUCGAAGUGUCGGAGGGAGCGCUGGGCACGGUUGGGCCGACACGGAGCAUGGAGCCGCCGCACUACGACGGAAUCGAGUCACUCGCCGUCAUCGGGGACGUCCUCUUCAGCGGCUCCCGCGAUAACGGAAUCAAGAAGUGGGACCUCAACAAACAGGAGCUCCUGCAGCAAAUCCCGAACGCACACAAGGACUGGGUGUGCGCGCUGGGUGCGGUGCCGGGCCAGCCGGUGCUGCUGAGCGCCUGCCGUGCCGGCGUGCUCAAGCUGUGGAACGUGGAACCGUUCGCGCUGCGCGCCGAGCUGCGCGGCCACGACAGCCCCAUCAAUGCCAUCUGCACCAACUCCUCCUCCAUCUUCACCGCCUCCAAUGACCGCACGGUGCGGAUGUGGAGAGCUCGCGUGGCGCUGGACUCCCACAGCAACGAGGGCGCAGACGCGGCAGAGGAGGGCGGCGGCAGCUAGAACCCCGCACGCAUGCGUGUAUGCACAUACAUACGCAUGUGUACACAUGCACGUUUACAUGCAUACGCUCACACACAAGUGGCCCAAGGGCUGAAAAUGUCAAGCGACCAACAACAGAGCACUACGUGCACGCACGCACAGACUUGCGCACAUACAUACAAAGAUCCCCCAUAUAGCCUUAACUAUCUGUUGGGGAAAGUGCUUUUAGAGUACCUGUGAAGGCCGGCACAGCACGAGGGGGUGGGU
Petromyzon marinus (sea lamprey) is the source of this 5816-nucleotide messenger RNA. Lineage: Eukaryota; Metazoa; Chordata; Hyperoartia; Petromyzontiformes; Petromyzontidae. The record is from RefSeq and is a predicted model, not a curated record.